Molecule: messenger RNA, 624 nt
Organism: Ipomoea nil (Japanese morning glory)
Lineage: Eukaryota; Viridiplantae; Streptophyta; Magnoliopsida; Solanales; Convolvulaceae
Exons: 1
Coding region: 1-624 (207 amino acids)
Source: RefSeq, a predicted model, not a curated record
AUGUCUAGGAGGAUCACGGGACGCAAUCCACCGAGUUACUUAGGCCAGGAGGAUCCAGAGGUUCUCGAGAGUUGGAUCCGUACGUUUGAUAAGUUGUUCGAUGUGGUAGGAUGCCCGAUGGACGAGCGAGUGGACGCUGCUGUGUACUACCUUCAUGGAGAGGCCGACCAUUGGUGGGUGAUGGAGGGACCGACUGCUCAGGCGAGAGAGGGGUUUGACUGGGAGAUGCUCAAGAUGGUACUGAGGGAGAGAUUCUAUCAGGAGCAUGUUAAAGCUGCCAAGUAUGAGGAGUUCUUGCAUCUUGAGCAAGGAAUCUCGACUGUCCAGGAGUAUCAUGCCCGCUUUGUGGCGCUAUCUCAGUUCGCUCCUACCUUGGCACCCGAUGAGGCUAGUAGAGCUCGUAAGCUUAUCCGAGGACUAUACUAUGAUGCCCAGAAGUCAUUCUCCGCGACGAGGUUUGCUACGUUGACCGAAGCCUACGACGCAGCUGCUGGUUACUUUAGGAUUCAACAGUUGCAUCGAGAUGCCAUGCAGGGAUUGAAGAAAAAGAAUGAGGGUGUGGAUUCACAGUCAAACAAGGGGCACAGGUUCAAUUUGACUGAGGGUGUGGAUGCUAUAUUGUAA